Gastrolobium bilobum is the source of this 1210-nucleotide messenger RNA. RefSeq lists its product as uncharacterized. Gene Ontology annotation, biological process: ubiquinone biosynthetic process; cellular respiration. Bases 243 to 956 code for a protein of 237 amino acids. Lineage: Eukaryota; Viridiplantae; Streptophyta; Magnoliopsida; Fabales; Fabaceae. The record is from RefSeq and is a predicted model, not a curated record. The transcript is spliced from 4 exons. Gene Ontology annotation, molecular function: ubiquinone binding.
AUAAGCUUAUCACACUUGUAUCUCGAUUUUGCUUCAUUCAUCUGAAGAUCCUUCCCAGGGUCCUUUUUUUUUUUUCUUCUUCUUCCUAGGGUUUCGCAUUUGAAUUCCCUGUUUUCUUUUCAAUUUCUGAGAUUCUUAUCGUGUUAUUUCAUUCGUCGGAGUAACAAUUACAUACGCUUGGCCUCCAUGGUUGUAAAAGGUGCUUUGCACAAUUUGUAGGUAUCAUCCCUCGUUAUUAGGCAAUGCCGCCAUUUUUGUCCACCUCAAGGGCACUUCGAUCCUUUGCAUCGCGCAAAGGUGAUCUCAGACAAUUGAUAAGGUCUGGCAAGAACUGCAAUGGCCAGCUUCAUUACCCCUUUGGCUUCCGCACUGGUUCUUCUUCUUCUUCUUCGCCAUUUGUGGGAGCUUUGUGUAAUAAUUCUGUUCAAACGAGGCAGUUUCUUGGAUGUGGAGAUGAUGGAGAGGGUGUUCUAUCCAAAAUUUAUGAGGAGAAGCGCGUUUUGGGGUACUCUCAAGAGCAAUUAUUUGAUGUUGUUGCAGCUGUGGACUUGUAUCAUGGUUUUGUUCCAUGGUGUCAAAGGUCGGAGAUACUUAAACACUAUCCAGAUGGAUCAUUUGAUGCUGAGUUGGAGAUUGGAUUUAAAUUUCUUGUUGAAAGUUAUGUUUCUCAUGUUGAGUUGAAUAGACCAAAGCUUAUAAAGACCACCGUAUCACAGAGUACCCUGUUUGAUCAUUUGAUAAACAUUUGGGAAUUCAGUCCAGGCCCAGCUCCUGGAACUUGCAAUCUGUAUUUCUUGGUGGAUUUUAAGUUUCAAUCCCCACUUUACAGACAGAUUGCAUCAGUGUUCUUUAAGGAGGUAGCAUCUAGGAUGGUUGGUUCAUUUAAUGAACGUUGUUGUGUAAUAUAUGGACCGGAAGUGCCGGUCCUUGAAAACUCAUAUGGGGAAAGGACAUGAAUUUGUUCUGUACUUCACCUUUACUUGAAACUCAACAUGAAUUUAAUUUACAGUUUCAGCAUAAAUUGGGUGGUUUUUUGAUUGCUCGCCACUCAAUGCUGAUUGUCUUUUGGUUAUUGUAAUUUAAAGGCUAUUGAUCGAGUCUUUCUUUUCCCCCCCAAUCCGAAGUUAUUUUUGUAUUUUAAGUGACCAGUUCCUGUUUAUCUUUGUAAAGAUCAUACCUGUACUAUCACUAAUGAAUGAGGUGAAUCCCA